AUGCUCUCAGAGAUAAUAGGGGCUUUUGAACUGCAGGCAGAGUGGCCACUGCCCGCAGCACAAAGCAUUGCCGUGGAGACUGCUAUUGAGAAAGGUCGCGACAACGUCCCUUCAAGCGAAGCAACGAAGUACGCGACGCGCAGUAACGGAGUCUUCUCUUCACCUCCGAAACCACACACUCUCAUUGAAAUGACCAACAUCGAGACGCGCCCUCUCAACUUCGAGAAGUUCAAAUACGAGCCACUAGCCUACCACAACGCUGACCGAUCGUUCGAGGCGCUCUCCGAGUCGUCCAGGGCGUAUCUGUCAACCCCCGAGUUCAAGGGGUCCUCGCUGCGGGUCGUGCGGGAUAAGAGGAUCCAGGACAUGAAAAAGACCAUCAAUAACACACAGAUCGCCAUCGUUGGUGGACUUUCGCAGAUUCACUUUCCUUCAGAUCCGGAUGCCCUAGGAUCGCCUCAGCGGGAAGAGUGGCUGGCGGACGUGCAAAAGAUGGUGGAUUCUGAUCUCAGGCAGGAAUAUACGACCACGCUCGAUAGUUUUGUGGAAGAUUUCGACGCGUUGAUGUGGGUCAACUUAAAGAAUAGAGAGGCGAUUGAGGAGGAAUACCUGACCGCCAAGGAACAAGCUUCGUUUCGGAACAGGGAACUUGCACCGAUCAUCCAGGAGGUCUACUCAGAUCUGCUUUGUAUGUGGGGCAAUGAGCACAAGAAGCACUUACAGGACGGCUGUCCAGUCGCGGACUGA
Messenger RNA from Pleurotus ostreatus (oyster mushroom), 747 nucleotides. RefSeq lists its product as uncharacterized. The transcript is spliced from 2 exons. The record is from RefSeq and is a predicted model, not a curated record. The coding region runs from base 1 to 747 and encodes 248 amino acids. NCBI's taxonomy places the organism in Eukaryota, Fungi, Basidiomycota, Agaricomycetes, Agaricales, Pleurotaceae.